CACCAGGCUCCAGCUCUUCAAUAUUCCGCGUGAGAGAGCUUUUGGUUUUCGUUUUCGCACCCACAAUUACAUUGUAGAUCCACCCUUAUUUUCACAAUUUUUUUCAAUUUCACCCUCAAGCUCCCGCCACUACAUCGACCCACGACCCGGAUUUGGAGAUUCGAUUUCACACUUCUACAAUUUCGCGGUUGAUUCUGUCGGUUUCUCUCGAAGACGAGGUUGAAUUGGCGCUUCUAGGGUUCCAGAUCUCGUUUUCUUGUUGGUUAUGAUAUUGUAGAAUUUGAAUUUAGAGUUUAGGGUUUUGCAAAAUGCAUAUGAAAGCGUCACAAUCGUCGUUUCGGGAUCGGACGCAUGAGUUUCAGAGCGUAGCCGAGAGGUUAAAGAAGUCAAUAUCGUCUUCUUCGUCGGCUCCGAUUUCGAGUGGGCCAAGUAGCCGUUCGAAAUCUGAAGAACAGCGAUCUGCGAUUGCAAUUCAGUCCGAGUUCAAUCGGAGGGCUUCCAAGAUCGGAUAUGGGAUACAUCAGACGUCGCAGAAACUUGCAAAGCUGGCCAAGUUGGCCAAGAGGACUUCAGUUUUUGAUGAUCCCACAAUGGAAAUUCAGGAACUGACAGCUGUAAUCAAGCAGGAUAUUACUGCUCUGAAUUCUGCAGUUGUAGACCUUCAGCUCCUCAGUAAUUCUAGAAAUGAGACUGGUAAUAUCUCUAGUGACACUACCAGUCAUUCCACCACAGUUGUAGAUGAUCUGAAGAAUCGUUUAAUGAGCGCCACAAAAGAGUUUAAAGAAGUUCUCACCAUGCGAACAGAGAAUUUGAAGGUUCAUGAAAAUCGAAGACAAUUGUUUUCUUCUACUGCAUCAAAGGAUUCUGCAAAUCCUUUUGUUCGCCAACGUCCGCUAGCUUCCAGGUCAGGUGCUAGUACUUCAAAUGCCCCUCCUGCUCCAUGGGCUAACGGAUCAUCAUCUUCUUCACAGUUGCUCCCUGGGAAGCAAGCAGAAGGAGAAGGUCAGCCGUUGCUGCAGCAACAACAGAACCAUCAACAGCAACAACAGCAACUUGUUCCUUUGCAAGACACUUACAUGCAGAGCAGAGCUGAAGCGCUACAAAAUGUGGAGUCCACCAUUCACGAGCUAAGUAAUAUCUUCAAUCAACUAGCAACUCUGGUUUCCCAGCAAGGAGAGAUAGCCAUCAGGAUCGAUGAGAACAUGGAUGACUCAUUGGCCAAUGUAGAGGGAGCACAAGGGGCACUACUCAAGUAUUUGAAUAGCAUAUCAUCUAAUAGGUGGCUGAUGAUCAAGAUAUUCUUUGUUUUGAUUUUUUUCCUCAUGGUUUUCCUAUUUUUUGUGGCCUAGUCAUUCGGAACACAAUUGAAAAAGGAAGAAAAUAACUGUUCUUUUUUAAAAUUGGUGGUGGUGACUGGUGAUAAGCUAUUUCUGAUCCUAAAUCUCUUUUUUGUUUAUUAUGUGUUAUAAGUUCAUGCCGAUGAGUAAUAGUUUGCCUAAUGGUAUGUAUGUACUGAUACAUGUAAAAGCUACCAAGCACAAUGUCGCAACAACUUUUAUUUUGUUGGCCUUCGAGUAUAUAUACAUAUUUAAUUUAUUUA
Molecule: messenger RNA, 1600 nt
Organism: Humulus lupulus (European hop)
Lineage: Eukaryota; Viridiplantae; Streptophyta; Magnoliopsida; Rosales; Cannabaceae
Product: syntaxin-32
Exons: 6
Coding region: 309-1349 (346 amino acids)
Biological process (GO): vesicle fusion; endoplasmic reticulum to Golgi vesicle-mediated transport; intracellular protein transport
Cellular component (GO): Golgi membrane; SNARE complex; endomembrane system
Molecular function (GO): SNAP receptor activity; SNARE binding
Source: RefSeq, a predicted model, not a curated record